CUUAGCCAGACGGCGAGCCUGAAGUCCAACGGUGAGCUGUAGAUCUACAGUUAUAAGUGUAUAUGCAGGUUCAAUGUUGUUCCAUAUCAACGCUAGUGUGCACCGCCUUCCGAGAGUAUAAGUACCACAACCAUUCUAGCGAGCGACCCGACCUCGACGACCUCGACGGACGACCUCGACGACCCCUUCCCUCACUGAGUCGUCGCAUCAACUUCUCCCUAGUCUGUGCCGUUCACUAUGUCUCAGAAGUUCAGAAUCGUCAUGGAUAGACCUCCGGGGGUGUUCUAUCCUGGGGAUAUCGUAUCUGGUAAAGUUGUGCUGCAUAGUCCGGAAGAUGAGGAAGUCUUCAAUGUAGCUAUCACGUUCUGGGGCAGGAGCAAGAGCAAGAUCUCUAUUCGGUCUAAUAAUUCCACCCAUUACUACCGUAAUAGGUUCGACCUCUUCAGAAUCACCCAACCUGUCUUCCCCAACCAUUACACCCUAAAACGAAACACGGUCUACGAAUGGCCCUUCUCCUUCAUCUUCCCCGAAUGGACAAUGUUCGAUCGUACUCAGGAAUGCGAAAACCCUCGACAUCUUCCUUACGACUUCGUCCCCGGUCCACAUCCCCUUCCACCCUCGUUUCAUAUCGAAGUCCGAAACGGGUACGGUUACAUUCAAUACGGACUGGAAGCCACGACCAACCGUCCAUCGUACCGACCACUCGCAGACGAGUUGUACCUUACCUUUUCUCCCCUCCGCGAAGAAGCCAUCCCGGACGAAUCCCUCGUCACAACCAAGAUGCCCUUUCAGUAUGCGUCGUCACGCUUACAACCAGGCCAUGAAGAUAUUUCGCGCUCGUUCAAAGAAUUAAUGCGUGAUACAUUUUCUUCAUCUACACCCGCUAUCAUAUUCUACGUGCACGUCUCGCUCCCUAAAGUCAUCGUCAUCGGCCAACCCUUCCAACUCAUCAUCGUCCUGACAUACGACUCUGCAUCCACGGCCGUCGCACCACCACGGUUCACCGUCAAAGUCGAAUCCGUGCGUCUGAAAGCUGACGUUGCGGUGCGCGCCACAAAGUCAGGUCUCCUUGGCCUCUCUGACAAAGUCCGAGACACUACCGUCCCCUUCACGCUCCAAUCGAACUGGACCCACAAGAAUCCAGAUCCUGCACCGACGCCAUAUACAUCCGCGCUGGGCUCGAACUCGACAUUACGCGAGGUAGAGAUCUUGCCUGAUGUCCCUGUCGAGGUUCGGGUGAAAGUACCGAGAAUGCCUCAACUCGCACCUACGUACCAUUCGUUCUCGAUCACGAAUACGCAUUAUCUGCGUGCAUCUAUAGCGGUCACGGCUGUAGGCAAGACAUUCACGCAUGACUUCUAUUCGAAUGGUGUGACUGUUCUCCCAGCGAGACAUCGUGGCCAACCACCUCCCGGAACAUCGUCACCUCCAAUGCCAAUGCCAAUGCCGGCGCCUUCCUCUUACACAGACACAGACGUCUCGAAUUACGCCUCCGUACCUCCACCUGGGCCGGAACCACAAGACCACCUCGCAUCACAAGCUCCACCACCAGAGUACGCCACACAGACGGACACGCACAGCAUACAUGCAUUGACGAGCCCUGUUGGAGAGGAGAUGAUACCGACGGAGCAGGGCUUGAUGCUGAGAUAUGGACCGCCCACUGGGAUUGCUGCUACACCUUCGAAUCCGCCUACGCUCACGAAUAGGAACAGGAGCUCGAGCUCGGGAGUGAGUUCUGGUGCGUCUGUAGCGGCGGCAGCGGCAGGUACGAUGGGCGAUGCGUCCGGGUUGCCAGCGUAUGAGGGGACCAGCAAUGGUGUUGUGAUGGGUCCGUCGGGAUUCGUACGGCCGGGAUCUAUGGUAGGCGAUCAAAAGGUUUGAGUGAAGGUGUUGUUGACACCUGUGGCGAGAAAGAAGGACAUUCAGCUCUUUGCGCCCAUUCUUCUCGUAUUUAUUGCCGUUGCUUCGUUCACUGUAUUUCUAUCAUGUCUGCACCAAUACCCUAAUUUAUCACGAAUCGAGCGACUCUCUUUGAGUCCUCGUCGCUUGG
Stereum hirsutum FP-91666 SS1 is the source of this 2050-nucleotide messenger RNA. RefSeq lists its product as uncharacterized. The record is from RefSeq and is a predicted model, not a curated record. The coding region runs from base 238 to 1881 and encodes 547 amino acids. The transcript is spliced from 3 exons. Lineage: Eukaryota; Fungi; Basidiomycota; Agaricomycetes; Russulales; Stereaceae. Gene Ontology annotation, biological process: protein transport. Gene Ontology annotation, cellular component: cytoplasm.